AUGCAUCACUUCUCAGUUCUCCUCUGCUGCUGCCUGGCAGCUUUGGCCAACGCCGACAAACUUGGCUAUAACUAUCAGCCUGUGGCUCACUCCGGCUCUGGACUCUCAUUCGCUCCGGGUGGUUCGGCCAGCAAUUUGUCACCCUCGUUUACCGCUGGACCCUCAUCUGGACUCUCAUUUGCUCCUAGUGGUGAUGCCGGCAGCUUGUCACCCUCACAAUCUGUGGAUGCUCCCAACUAUGCCGCAGCACAACCUGAGCUGCAAAAGGAAUUCUUCACCUACACUGCCGAUGAGGAGGAUUUCCAAGACCCAGCUGCUUCCGACAAGGUGUCCACAUCUCUGAACAAAGCUCUCCGCGUUGUCUUUGUCAAGGGACCCGAACACAAUGGCCUGGAGCAAGCUGCUCUGGCUCUGGCUAAGCAGGCUGCCCAGCAGGAGACCGCCAUCUAUGUCCUGAACAAGCAGGCCGAUAUCGGAGAUCUGGCCAACAAACUGAACGCCAUCCGCAGCAACACCAACAACAAGCCAGAGGUGCACUUCGUCAAGUACCGCACUCCCGAGGACGCUGCCAAUGCUCAGCACGCCAUCCAAGGACAAUACGAUCAGCUGGGAGGUUCAUCCCAGGCUCAUGACGGAGGUGUUGCCCCCGCUCUGAACUUUGCGUCCAGUGCCCCAGCGCCAGUUGCUGCUCCCGCUCCCGCUCCUGUUUCCAAUUUCUUCCCAGCUGCAUCCGAUUCCGUAGCUGUGGCAGCCGAGCCUGAGGCCACGGAAGCCAUCUCCUCAUACAUUCCCCCGGUCACCCCCGGCAGCACCUAUCUCCCCGCAAACAUCUUGCGCCGCUUACGUAUAAGAUCGUAA
Messenger RNA from Drosophila innubila, 858 nucleotides. RefSeq lists its product as uncharacterized. The record is from RefSeq and is a predicted model, not a curated record. The transcript has 2 exons. Bases 1 to 858 code for a protein of 285 amino acids. Lineage: Eukaryota; Metazoa; Arthropoda; Insecta; Diptera; Drosophilidae.